AUGUGGGCGCUGCGGGCGCUGUGCCUGGCCGGGCUGGGGGCGGCCAUCGGCGGCGGGGCCGCGGACCAGUGCAGCUGGAGGGGCAGCGGGCUGUCACAGGAGGCUGGCAGCGUGGAGCAGCUGUCCCUGCACUGCGCCGAGGGCUCGCUGGAGUGGCUGUACCCCACGGGGGCCCUCCGCCUCCGCCUGGCCCCCCGCCUGCCCCCCACCAGCGCCGCCGUCAAGGGCAGGAGCCCCCCGCGCGUCACCGCCUGCAUCAAACCCAGCGGCACCUUCCGGGGGGCUCAGCUCUACCUGGAGAGGGAGGGGGGGCUGGAGCUGCUGCUGCCAGAGGCCCCCCGGCCCCACGCCCGCUGCUUCAGCUGGCUGCCCCAGGAGAAGGUGGCUCUGUUCCUGCAGGCCACCCCGCAGCCCGACAUCAGCCGCCGCAUCGCCGCCUUCCGCUACGAGCUGCGGGGGGAUUGGCUGGCCCGGCCCGCGCUGCCCACCGCCAGCCUCGGCAACGAAGGUGCGUGCCGGCCGUGCAAUGACACCGAGAUCCUGAUGGCCAUUUGCACUAGUGACUUUGUCAUCCGCGGCAGCAUCCAGAGCGUCUCCAACGACGCCGAGCUGCAGGAAUCCAUCAUCGGGGUGAGCGCCACACGCAUCCACCGGCAGAAAUUCCCGCUGUUCCAGGCGGGCGGGCGGGCGGGGCGGCCCGUGGGCAGCAUCCGCACCCCCCUGCGCUGCGGGGUCCGCCCGGGCCCCGGCACCUUCCUGUUCACGGGCUGGCUGCACUUCGGGGAGGCCUGGCUGAGCUGCGCUCCCCGCUACCGGGACUUCCAGCGCAUCUACCGGGGGGCCCAGCGCACGCACCAGAACCCCUGCGAGUUCCCCGUGGACUGA
Messenger RNA from Agelaius phoeniceus (red-winged blackbird), 885 nucleotides. RefSeq names its product meteorin, glial cell differentiation regulator (gene METRN). Gene Ontology annotation, molecular function: hormone activity. The record is from RefSeq and is a predicted model, not a curated record. Gene Ontology annotation, biological process: positive regulation of axonogenesis; glial cell differentiation. Lineage: Eukaryota; Metazoa; Chordata; Aves; Passeriformes; Icteridae.